AGGUUUCUGUAGUAGUCUGGAAACUUGCCCCCCUGCUUGCGGCUUAGAUCAUCAGCCCUCCCUGUGGGCGGGGACAAGGCUGCUGUAUGGUUCGGUUGAGUCUCGCUGCGUGCGUCUAUAACUUUGUGUUGCUUGCUGCUGCUGGUGGAUAGGAGAAGGAAUGUGGAAGUCAGUAGAGUGCAGGGUGACAGGCUGGUCGGGCGAGCUGCAGCAGCAGCAGCAUUAUUUCUCUCUAGCAGAUCAUUUGCUUUUUCCCUUCUGUUUACAGAGGUAUCGUGCGAUUUUUUGCUUUCUCCUCCUUUGCCUUUAAAGGGAAGGCGACGAGAAGCUGAAGACGCAGCAGCAGGAAAACCAGGAAACCAUGCACCAGCGCUGCUUUUUCCUCCUGUGAAUCUGGAUCUUUAUUUUUGCGGAGAGGGUAGAGGUUGCUGCUGGUUCUUCCGCCUUCCGUCCUUCCCCUGCCUAUGUGUCUUUCUCUGUCUCUUUUGCCAGUGUUUUUUAAAUGACUUGAGCGAAGGGGGGGAAAAACUGUCAAGAUGGCAGCAGCAGGAGCAAGGAGGUUAUGAAUGUGGUGUUGAUGCUGGAACAAAACCCAUCCUCUUGGCAGCCCUACGGAGGGCUUAAAGCUUCUGGACCUGUUGGAAGACUGGUGAUUUGAUUUGUUUUUGUUUUGCUUUCUUCGCCAGAAGGGUAAAAAAUCCAGAGUGGCGUUUUCUUCCCCUGCUCGGUUGUUUGUGAAAUUUAGUUUUGUAUAUAGAGAUCUAUAUAUUUUUUGCAAAGUGGAAUGCAUAACUACGGCAAAUGCUAGUGUGCAAUUGGAGGUACAUUAAGACUUCAGCUCCCUUUGGGGCGUUUUGAAGGAGGAAAGUCGUCAAUGUAAUUUGAAGGACCCCUCUCUCUUUUCCCCGGACAGAGAGAGAGGAAAAGGAAAACGGCUAGCAGAGCAGCCGGGAGCAGGCUUGGUGGUGUUGGACGGGUCUCUCGAUGGAUACAGCGUGAUUGCCAGUGGAGCACUUCUGCAGCUGCAUGGAGUGAAACAUAAACAAACACACACCACUGAGCUGCACCAACCCCACUGCGUUUGGGCUGCUGUUGGCGCCAUCCCCCCACCAAUCGGGAUCCAGAAGCGCAUCUGGAACCUCUGGCCUCGCCUGAUCCCUUAUUGAUCGCCUUGUGAUUAUUAGUAGUAUUGUGUGUGUGUGUGCACAGUCUGCUGGGAGAGGGGGCGGGGGAAGACAGGCGGCUGCAGGACUUUAAUGGAGAGUGGCAUGUUCGCUCGCUCCCCCCUGCCUGGUAGGCACUGAUCCGCAGCGGCAGGAGGAGGAUUGGGGUCCGGACCUGUCUAUCCCAUCGCAGCACCAGGAGGAGCAGCAGCAGCAGCGGGAGGAGGGGAAGCCAAGAUGGCAGAGGCAUCUCCCCCUGCCCCCCUCUCCCCCCUGGACGUGGAGCUGGACCCUGAGUUCGAGCCCCAGAGCCGGCCCCGCUCCUGCACUUGGCCCCUACAGAGGCCUGAGUUGCAGGCGAGCCCGGCCAAGCCCUCGGGGGAAGCGGCUGCGGACGCCGCCUCCAUGAUCCCCGAGGAGGACGACGACGAGGAGGAAGGGGGCAGCUCGCCCAUGGCCAUCGGCAGUGCAGUCCCCGGCGGCGGCGGAGGGGAAGCGCUGGCCCCGGAGGAGGCGGCCCGGCUGCUGGCCCCGCUGGCCGGGAUCGGGACGGAGGGCUCGGGCCAGGCCCCCGGGGCAGCGGCCGCUGGGGGCAGCGGGCUGAGCGGGGGGCAGCCGGCGGCGGCGCCGCGGAAAUGCUCGUCCCGGCGGAACGCGUGGGGCAACCUGUCCUACGCCGACCUGAUCACCCGCGCCAUCCAGAGCGCCCCGGACAAGCGGCUCACGCUGUCCCAGAUCUACGACUGGAUGGUGCGCUGCGUGCCCUACUUCAAGGAUAAGGGCGACAGCAACAGCUCGGCCGGCUGGAAGAACUCAAUCCGGCAUAAUUUGUCACUUCACAGUCGAUUCAUCAGGGUACAGAAUGAAGGAACUGGGAAAAGCUCUUGGUGGAUGAUUAAUCCAGAUGGUGGAAAAGGUGGGAAGCCCCCACGAAGACGCGCUGUUUCAAUGGACAAUAGCAACAAAUACACAAAGAGCAGAGGCCGAGCAGCUAAGAAAAAGGCAGCCCUGCAAGCUGCACAAGAAGCUACCGAGGACAGCCCAUCUCAACUUUCCAAGUGGCCAGGGAGCCCAACUUCCCGCAGCAGUGAUGAGCUGGAUGCUUGGACAGAUUUCCGCUCUCGUACAAAUUCAAAUGCCAGUACAAUAAGUGGCCGUUUGUCACCGAUAUUGGCGAGUACCGAACUAGAUGACGUUCAGGAUGAUGAUGCUCCACUUUCUCCAAUGCUGUACAAUAGUCCAUCAAGCAUGUCCCCAUCAGUAAAUAAACCGUGUACUGUUGAGUUGCCUAGGUUGACUGAUAUGGCAGGCACAAUGAACUUGAAUGAUGGACUGACAGAUAACCUCAUCAUGGAUGAUCUUUUGGACAAUAUAACGCUUCCCUCUCCCCAGCAGUCACCAUCAGGGGGGCUCAUGCAAAGAAGCUCCAGUUUUCCGUAUGGUUCCAAAGGUUCCGGACUUGGUUCUCCAUCAAGUAAUUUCAACAGUGCUGUGUUUGGACCAUCAUCUCUGAAUUCCCUUCGUCAGUCUCCCAUGCAAACCAUUCAAGAGAAUAAGCAAGCUACCUUUUCUUCCAUUUCUCAUUAUAACAACCAGACGCUGCAGGAUCUGCUAGCAUCUGAGUCACUUAGUCACAGUGAUGUCAUGAUGACGCAGUCUGAUCCACUCAUGUCUCAAGCCAGCACUGCUGUAUCUGCCCAGAAUUCACGCAGGAGUAUCAUGCUUCGUAGUGAUCCAAUGAUGUCAUUUGCUGCUCAGUCCAACCAGGGAAGUUUGGUCAAUCAGAACCUGCUCCACCACCAGCAUCAAUCUCAGAAUUCUUCUCUUGGUGGCAGUCGUGCCUUGUCAAAUUCCAUCAGUAACAUGGGCUUAAAUGAUACGAACAACUUGGGGUCGGCCAAACACCAGCAGCAGUCACCCAUCAAUCAGUCUAUGCAAACCCUUUCUGACUCGCUCUCAGGCUCUUUGUAUUCCACUAGUGUGAACCUUCCAGUCAUGGGGCAUGAUAAAUUCCCAAGCGAUUUGGACCUGGAUAUUUUCAAUGGAAGCUUGGAAUGUGACAUGGAGUCCAUUAUCCGCAGUGAACUCAUGGAUGCAGAUGGGUUGGAUUUUAACUUCGAUUCCCUCAUCUCAGCUCAGAACGUUGUCAGUCUGAAUGUGGGGAGCUUCACUGGUGCUAAGCAGGCUUCGUCACAGAGUUGGGUGCCAGGCUGAUGGAUUUUUGAGAAAAGGGGAAAUGGGCAAAGCAGGCCCUUAAACUGACACGAGACCUAAAGAGAGAACCCUUUGCCAAAUCUGCUGUCAGCAAGUGGACAGUGAUACCGUUUACAGC
Molecule: messenger RNA, 3495 nt
Organism: Gopherus evgoodei (Goodes thornscrub tortoise)
Lineage: Eukaryota; Metazoa; Chordata; Testudines; Testudinidae
Gene: FOXO3
Product: forkhead box O3
Exons: 3
Coding region: 1401-3377 (658 amino acids)
Biological process (GO): regulation of transcription by RNA polymerase II
Cellular component (GO): mitochondrial matrix; nucleus
Molecular function (GO): RNA polymerase II cis-regulatory region sequence-specific DNA binding; DNA-binding transcription factor activity, RNA polymerase II-specific
Source: RefSeq, a predicted model, not a curated record